AUGCCUUUAGCUGCUAAAGAGGAACUACUGGUAUCAGGAACGAUAUCAGGUGUUUGGACCUUGUUUACAAAUGGAGCUUCCAAUGUAAAAAGAUCUGGUCUCGGGAUAGCUUUAAUAACUCUUUCGAGAGAAACCCUGAGACAAGCCAUUAGAACUGUGCCAUUAACUAACAAUGAAGUCGAGUAUGAGAAUUUGGUUGUAGGACUUGAAUUAGCUUGGGGACUAGGCUCUGAGAUGAUCCAGAUAAAAUGUGAUUAUUCUCAAAUAGUAGUACAUCAAGAGUACGGAAUUUUCGACACCAAGGAGGAACUUACCGAAGUCACAAAGUUUUUGGAAGGAAUGAAGAUCAAAUGGAUCACAUCUUUACCAUACCACCCAAGUGCUAUCGAACAAGCGGAGUCAUCGAACAAGAUAAUAAUUCAAAACCUUAAAAAGAAGUUAGAGGACUCUAAAGGCAAAGGGCCAGAUGAGUUACCAGGUGUAUUGUGGGAAAAUCGUACAACGGCAAAAUCGAGCAAGGGUGAAGCACCAUUCUCACUUGUGUACGGUGCAGAAGCUUUGAUACCGAUGGAGAUUGGGAUUUAA
This is a messenger RNA of Nicotiana tabacum (common tobacco), 585 nucleotides long. Lineage: Eukaryota; Viridiplantae; Streptophyta; Magnoliopsida; Solanales; Solanaceae. The record is from RefSeq and is a predicted model, not a curated record.